This is a messenger RNA of Linum tenue, 4412 nucleotides long. The record is from the annotation of a GenBank genome assembly. Lineage: Eukaryota; Viridiplantae; Streptophyta; Magnoliopsida; Malpighiales; Linaceae.
CAGAAAGACCCUGAUCCUAUUUUUGAUAUGGGUUCCAGGCCCUUUUGUUUCAGUCUGCAGCUCGGGCCUUCUAGCGUCCUCCAUUUUCUCUUAAACCAAAUCCCAAUCCCGAUCGACAGCAGCCGAGCCUUUUCUCAUCUCUCCUCGAUCUCCUUGAACUUCAAGCCGUCCCUUUUCCCUUCCAUUCCCGAUAAGCCGUCCCUUUUCCCUUCCAUUCCAGAGUUGCUAUUCUCAUCCCAGGACCCAAACCAUCACUCGAUGGCUAUAUGCAGUACCGAUUCUGGAUCUCCCAUCCCCCCCUCCUCCCCAACCCACUGCCAACCCCAGAACCAUUUUUCAACCCUGCAGAAUUCCUAUUCUCCCUCACACUCAUCACCUUCAAUCCUUUCCCUUUCUCAACCAACCUCCAGCCCACCCCUAUCAGCCCCAGAAACCCCCAGCCCUUACUUGGAUAUUGUGCCUGAUUUACCCUCACCUUCUUGCGUGCCAGACAGCCAAGCCAUGGAAUGGCGGGAGAAUGAGUUCCCUUUUGAUGCGGAGACUUUGGUCAAUAGAAGCCGUGAAGUCGCGAAUUUGAUAAAUUUGGAUCACGAUGACGGACAAGUGCAAAGAGACAUGAUUGUUGAAAGGAAGGCCAGGCUUAUGCACCAGAGGAAGGUGCGUCCCCGCAGGACAAAAUUGGAAAUGGAGCAUCGAAGGUUGGGAAUUGUGGAGAUUCCCAUUAGUGGAACUCGAAGAUCUAAACACAGGGACGAGGGUGUUGAUCUAUCUAUGGUAUAAUGAAUCCUUCUUUAAUUGUGUGGAACGUUAGGGGUCUUGGAGAUUUCGGCAAGAGAGGGAGGGUUAAAAGACUUCUAGCAAGGCGGAAAGCAAGCAUUGUGGGUCUUGUUGAAACGAAAUGGAACCAGUGUAGUGAUGAGCUCAUAGCAGGGGUUAGUGGAAGCAGGGACAGCGGAUGGGCGGCUGUGAAUGCUGUCUGCAAUGCAGGGGGGAUCGCAAUUUACUGGGACAAAAACUGCUUUCGGAGUGUUUCGUCUAGAGUUGGGGCUUACUAUCUUCAGGUUGAUUUUCAGGAAGAGUGUUCUCAGAAACUGUGGUCGCUUGCUGUGGUCUACGGCCCCCAAGAUAGAGAGGAGAAGCUGGCAUUUAUCAGGGAGAUCGACGAUUUAUGCUCAGGUACUGAAAUCCCACUAUGCAUUGCUGGGGACUUCAACCUGGUUCGGUCUCACGAGGACUACAGAGGUGCUCGAAGGAAUACUACUUUGAUGGACGAGUUCAAUGAGUGCAUUAAUAUCAACGGCCUUCUCGAAAUCCCCCUCAGCGGCAGCCUCUUCACUUGGUGUAGAGGUGAUGGUUCUGAUUCUUUUUCUCGCAUUGACAGGGCGUUUAUUAAUCAGGGGUUCGACCAACUAUAUCAGAACUGUAGCAUGAUGGCACUUGAGCGGGUUGAAUCCGAUCAUAACCCUCUACUGAUCAAGUUGGGGGCUCAGGAUAGGAUUAGAAGGCCCUGGAAAUUUGAGAAUAUGUGGCUGCAAGAUGAGAGAUUUUUUAGGGAUCUGGAGACGUGGAUGAGGUCAGAUGUUGAAGGAUUUGGGGCUGCUUUUCGGUGGAGUCAAAGACUGCAGAAUCUGAAGGGCCUUAUUAAGGUUUGGAACAAAGAGGUAUUUGGUAAUAUCAAUACUCGGAUUGAGAUGGUGCUGUCCAAGAUUAAUGAACUUGACUUGGCCGGGCAAGCAAGACCUUUAAGUGGUGGCGAAAUUAAUGACAUUAAUGGGCUUAAGAUAGACUUAAGCAGACUUCUUUCAUUACAAGAAAUCUUGUGGAGACAGAAAGUGAAAGAGCAGUGGCUGAAAUUGGGUGAUGACAACUCGAGAUAUUUCCAUGUGGUGGCAAACAACAAGAGAAGGUUUAAUAUGAUCGAGUGCAUCAACAUCCAAGGGGUAAGGUUCGAAGGAAGAGCAGAUGUGGCGAAAGGGGUUGUUGAUUUCUACACCUCUUUCUUCAGGGAAUCUGUUGUUAGGAGACCCUUCCCUAGGAACCUUGAACUUGCUAAGCUGAAUGAGUCGGAGGCUGCUUCACUCAUGCAAGUCUUCUCCGAAGCUGAGAUUUGGACGAGCCUUAGAGACAGUGAUGGGUGGAAAGCUCCGGGACCCGAUGGCUUUUCAUGGGACUUCUAUAAAAGGUGUUGGCCUCUGAUUCGGGGGGAGGUUCUGAAUGCUUUGUCCGAAUUCCACGAGACGGGGACUCUCCCCAAGCGUAUCACUCACUCUUUCCUGUGUCUUGUUCCCAAGAGGGAUGCGGUUGAAGAUAUUAAGGACUUGAGGCCGAUCAGUUUGAUGGGAAGCUUGAACAAACUCAUCAGCAAAAUUUUGGCUCGCAGGCUUAGUCUGGUUCUCCCGAAGUUGGUCUCCUCUUUCCAGCAGGCCUCGGUUCGUGGCAGGCAGAUCUCGGAGGCAGCGCUGAUUGGCUUUGAACUCUUAGACAGCAGGAGGAAAAGUCGCAGGCCCGGGUUAAUUUUUAAGCUCGAUAUCGAGAGGGCCUUUGAUUGUGUGAGUUGGGGAUGCCUUUUCAGGACUCUUGCUGCUGUGGGCUUUCCCAGAAAAUGGUGUGAUUGGAUUAGAGGGACCAUGUGCUCUCCGGUCAUUUCGACCAUCAUCAACGGGGAGGCUAAAGGUUUUUUCAACACAGGGAAGGGCCUUCGUCAGGGAGAUCCACUCUCCCCUGGGUUGUUCACGCUUAUCAUGGAGUUGCUGUCCAGUAUGUUGUCUAAACUCAGAGAUGAAGGUAAAAUCAGAGGGUUCUUCAUGAACGAUCUUGGUAGGGAAGGGGAAGUCACUCACCUGCUGUUCGCUGACGACACGUUGAUUUUUUGCGAAGCUUCCGUGGAUCAAGUUCUAUAUAUUCUUUCCGCGCUGGUCUGUUUUCAAGCAGUUUCGGGGCUAAAGAUCAAUCUCGAAAAAUCGAUGAUGAUUGCGGUGGGCGAUGUCCCAAAUCCGGAGUUCUUUGCUGCUGUGUUUGGGUGUAAUUGGACCAGGGAUGCCGUGAGAUAUCUAGGGUAUCCGCUCGGGGCCAAAGUUAAUUCUGCUACUAUUUGGGAGCCGAUUAUUGAGAAGAUGGAGAGACGGCUUGCGGGUUGGAAAGGGCGCCUCCUCUCGCUUGGGGGCAGGCUUGUUCUUAACAGUGCGGUUUUGAAUAGUCAGCCGACAUACUUUUUCUCGCUCUUUAAAGCUCCUAGAGGUGCUAUUCAGAAAAUGGAGAAGAUUCAGAGAAGAUUCAUUUGGGGAGGCACGGGAGAGGAUCGGAAGAUGCCGCUUGUCAACUGGGAUCUUUGCAAAGCUUCGAAAGACAAUGGUGGGUUGGCCAUAAAGGAUCUAUACUGUGUUAACAAAGCUCUCUUAAUCAAGUGGUUGUGGAAAUAUGCCACCGAUCGGGGCAGCUGGUGGAGAGAGCUUAUCUCAAUUAAAUACCCUGCUGAUUCUGAGUGGCAAAGCAAAAGAUGUAGAAGUGGAUUUGGGGAAUCUGUGUGGGCUAAUAUAACGAAAGAAUAUGAUGAGUUCUGGAAGGUGUGCCACAUCGAUCCUGGUAGUGGGGAAUGGGUUUCUUUUUGGAAGGACUGUUGGAUCCCAAAUCAUGUCUUGGCGGAUUCUUUUCCAAGAGUUGCUGCCGUCGCUACCGAUCCUGACGCCCGGGUGUCGGACCUCGCCAACAAUACAGGCGUGAGAAGCUUUCCGGACAGGUCGGUGUGGCGGAAGUUUGUCCCACACAAAAUCAGGGCGUUCAUGUGGCUGGUCGCGCACAAGAAGAUCCUCACGCUGGAUAACCUACAGAGAAGAGGCUGGUUGCUGGCCAACCGGUGCUACAUGUGCCACAGUGCGGAGGAGAGCAUUAAUCACUUGUUGAUUGAGUGUGAUUUCGCCAAGCAAGUUUGGAGGGGGUUCGGCAGAGUGUGCUCCAUUCUUGCCCCGCCGACAGGUGACAUUCUUAUGGCCAUUCAAAGAUGGAGCAGCGACCUUCCUGAUAACCUUGUUGGAUGGAUUGGCUUUUGCGCUCUUCAUGUGAUUAGCUGGCAGGUGUGGCUCGAAAGAAACAGUCGUGUUUUUAGAGACAGAUGCCUUGGUGUUGCUGAUGUUCUUAAGAAAGCCCUUCUGCUCAUUGUUGACAACCUGAUCGCUCACGGAAAGAUAAGCAGGGAGGAGGGCAUGGGAUGGAUGUUGGAUGUGCGUCGCAGCUUGGAUCCCUCCUACGGCUUCGCUUUGAUGCAGUGACGCGUGUUGGGUGGAUCGGGAUGGAUUGUUUUGGUUGGAGCUGUGCUGUUUAAUCAGCUUGAUUGUUCUGUUCUUUUGUUUUAUCUGUUGUUCGUUACCUUGUUCAUUGUGGCUGGUUUUGGGCUUCCACUGCAGCGCUGUUGGUUU